AUGCGACCUUCGCAAAAAAAAAAUGAAAGCUUUUCGAGGGAUGUCAGAGUUCAUUUCCGGCACCGUCGAAGUCCCCUGCCGCAGAAAAAUAAAGACCUAAAGCAAGACAAGGAAACCAAAGCCGAAACACUGGCCACAAAUGAUCAAAAAGUGAAUUCCAAAAACUCAAGUGGUGAAAUUAGCGUCCAAGAGGCUGCCAAGGCGCUUACUUUGGCAACCAACAAUGUGGACAACGUUAUAAUGGUCAUUCAGAACCCUCAAUCAUCCGAGGACGACAUCCGUAAGGCAGCUCAAGUAGCCCUCAAGAACGAAGCUGACGAAGAUUUCCUCAGAGAAACGCUGGCUAGUGGGGCUCUAAAAGCCGGUGAAGCUCAGAGUGCGCUAGCAAUCAUCAGAGAUCAAGGUCCUACAGUUGUUUCCGAAUUCAAAGAAAUAGAGAAAAACGCUAAAGAUAAGGAUAAAGUGCUAGAAUCGUUAAAAAAGAUAGUAUUAGCAAGACUUCAAGUAGUGGCGGCCAACAACGACUUAAUAGGAGGAAUUAAGGGCGGAGAUCGGAGGUUAGUGUUGAAAUCGCAAAUCAGUCCCAGUCAGCUUGCAGUUGGGGGGAAAUUGGACGGCGAUCAAAAGAAGGUAGUCGAGGAAGCGCGCAAGAACUUAGCAGCUCAAACCAAGAAAGUAGAUGAAGCAGUAGCAGUCAUCCAGAAGAAGGGCAGUUCCCCCCAAGAAAUCGAAGCUGCUGCGAAGGAAGCAUUGGUUCAGGAAGCCGACGAGGAUUUUGCCCGGGAAGUUUUAGUGAGUGCGGCCAGUGAUGCUAAAGCAGCUGUAGAAGCUUUGGCGGCCGUUAAAGAGCAUGGGCCAAGUGAAGUCAUUGCUGGUUUUAAGGGUAUUGCAGGUGAUCCUAGCAAUGCAGCUUCGGUCAAAAAGAACAUUGAUUUGGUCGUGAAAGGUCGUGAAAAAGUGGUGCCCGCAAACUUGAAAUUGAUUGAACUAUCAGGCGGAUCCACCGGCGCCCGACAAGCCGACAAAAAGCUAGUGACGUCUGAGGCCGGCCAGACGCCGUCUACCCUAGACCCUCUCACCAUCACGCCAACGACGGACGAUAAUAAGAAAAAGGAAAAGAAAGAAAAGAAGGCUGGGUCAGAGGGCGGCCAGAACACGUCUACCAUCGACGCUCUCGACAUCACGCUUACAAGGGACGACAAGGAGAAGGACAAGGAAGAGAAAAAGACAAACCGCGUCGAUCAGAUAAGUUUAGCCGAUGGAUCGUCUAAUGAAGACAGACGGAAACUAGACGCUUCAACCAAGCCCGAAAAGGGCAAGCUGGGCACCACAGCCAAAACUGGGGCCGUAGAUGACGAUAUCGAGGUUACUAGGAAGCUGUUAUCAAGACUCUCAGGCCCUGGCUCUGAAACCUCCGUGGUCUUGGUCGGCUCUGCUCCCGCUCGAGUCAAUGCCCAAAAUGCAUUGUCGGGAACAACCACGAAAAAAGACACUUGA
Puccinia graminis f. sp. tritici CRL 75-36-700-3 is the source of this 1497-nucleotide messenger RNA. RefSeq lists its product as uncharacterized. Lineage: Eukaryota; Fungi; Basidiomycota; Pucciniomycetes; Pucciniales; Pucciniaceae. The transcript is spliced from 9 exons. Bases 1 to 1497 code for a protein of 498 amino acids. The record is from RefSeq and is a predicted model, not a curated record.